CUCUAUUCCAAUUUCAACAGUUACAAUUAUUGAUACUUGCUACUGCUAACAACUAACCUUAAUUAUUUAUAUUUUUUAAAUAGGUAAAUUUUAUUACUAAAAAAAAAAAUGGCAUUUAUUGAAAGAUUUAAAAUGAAUAAAUUUAUUAAACUACAUUCUUCUAUCGAUAUUAUCAUAAAUAAUGUUUCUAGUAAUAAAUUUCAUGUAUCUAUAGUGCAACAAUUAGAUCAGAAAUGGCGUAAAAAAAAUAGAUUAACAGUGAACCCGAAUGCUUUUGGACCUCUAACAAAUUGUCCAGAUUAUUCAUAUGCAGAUGGAAGACCAUCUCCAUUUGGAGUAAGACAAUUGGGACGAAUUAAUAAGCAAAGAAAUUUUUUUGCAAGAAUAGAAAAGUUAUCUGGUGAAAUUGAUUAUGCUGUUGAAAGAUAUAAUCGAAUACAAAAUGAGAUUGCAGAAAAAAGAAAAAAUAUAAUUGAUAAUAAAUUAAAGCCAAAAGGAAAAGAAUCUUUACUAGAUAAAACGUAUACAAAUGUUUAAUAUUUUUUUUUAUUCAUGUUUUAAUUAAUAGUAAGUAAAAAUAAAAAAAAAAUAGUUUCAAGUA
Messenger RNA from Microplitis demolitor, 601 nucleotides. RefSeq names its product 39S ribosomal protein L52, mitochondrial (gene mRpL52). Gene Ontology annotation, cellular component: mitochondrial large ribosomal subunit. The transcript is spliced from 4 exons. Gene Ontology annotation, biological process: mitochondrial translation. Gene Ontology annotation, molecular function: structural constituent of ribosome. The coding region runs from base 109 to 537 and encodes 142 amino acids. Lineage: Eukaryota; Metazoa; Arthropoda; Insecta; Hymenoptera; Braconidae. The record is from RefSeq and is a predicted model, not a curated record.